GUUCCGCACGAAGAUCUCUUUGUAACUCAAUGGAGUCGCCAAUAUGUGAAGCAUUUUUUCAAUGUGGGCCUUAUCCAUGGGCAGACCCGAAAUGUGCAAGAGUGUGUGCGAACAAGAGGUGGUGGCAAGUGUGCUCUUGAAGACCAUGGAGGAGUGCAAGAGUGAGUUUUGGUAUAAAUUGACGGAUCACCGAUGGAUUCGGCACAGUCGUUUAGUUCUUCUGCUAUCAGAAACACCACAAGUCAUCCCAACAAAAAUGGCAUUCAAGUUCUUGAUCUUCAGCGCCUUCGUCGCCGUGGCCAGUGCUGGUCUCCUUCCCGCUGCUCCCGUUGCAUACACCGCCCACCACGCCGCCCCAUUGGCUUAUGCCACCCACGGUGCUCACAUUGCCCAUGCCGCUCCCCUUGCCUACGCCGCCCCUGCUAAGGCUAUCGUUGCUGCCCCAGCCAUUGCCAAGGUCGCCGUUGCUGAGGAAUACGACCCAAAUCCCCAAUACACUUUCGCCUACGACAUCCAGGAUGGUCUUACUGGUGACUCCAAGAGCCAGCACGAAACCCGCAGCGGUGAUGUUGUCCAGGGCUCCUACUCCCUUGUUGAUCCUGAUGGCACCAAGCGUACUGUCGAAUACACCGCCGAUUCCCACAAUGGUUUCAACGCUGUUGUCCACCGUGAACCCCUCCACGUGAAAGUCGCUGCCCCUGCCAUCGCUAAGGUUGCUGCCCCAGUUGCCUAUGCUGCUCCCGUCGCCAAGUACGCCGCUCCAGUAGCCUAUGCUGCUCCAGUUGCCAAGAUCGCCGCCCCAGUUGCCUAUGCUGCCCCAGCUGUUACCAAAGUAGCCUACGGCCAUGCUGCCCCUCUUGCUGUUGCCCACGCCGCCCCAGCUUACGCCGCCCCAGCCUACGCCACCUACCACCACUAAAUAGCAGCACCCAACCAGCCGUCAGAGUACCACCAACACUGUUUCGGCCGAACUGCAAAAUCCAACCAUUUGCCAUGAGAGAGAGAACAGAAAGUGAUUGCCACACCAUCCUAAAUUUUCCUUUCCUCUUUCUCCUUCAAUGCAUCUAGUUGAAUUUUGUUUAAAUUAAUUUAUUUUUCCUGUAUUUUUGUCUGUAUGCCUGAUCCUAUGAACUUUCUAUGAAUCUUUUUUUUUAUAUUCCUGUGAAUCUUGCCUGUGUGCUUCGUGUGUAAAUGUGACUAUCCUUACUGUUCUUUGACUCCUUUUUUGUAUUUUGAUAAAUUGUCAGGAUGAAUAAAUUCUCAAUUGUGAAAA
Molecule: messenger RNA, 1273 nt
Organism: Lutzomyia longipalpis
Lineage: Eukaryota; Metazoa; Arthropoda; Insecta; Diptera; Psychodidae
Product: cuticle protein 21-like
Exons: 4
Coding region: 62-919 (285 amino acids)
Cellular component (GO): extracellular matrix
Source: RefSeq, a predicted model, not a curated record